This is a messenger RNA of Nerophis ophidion (straightnose pipefish), 1630 nucleotides long. It is a transcript of the gene id4, whose product is annotated as inhibitor of DNA binding 4. Gene Ontology annotation, molecular function: protein dimerization activity; transcription regulator activity. Gene Ontology annotation, cellular component: nucleus; cytoplasm. Gene Ontology annotation, biological process: circadian regulation of gene expression; negative regulation of transcription by RNA polymerase II; cell differentiation. Lineage: Eukaryota; Metazoa; Chordata; Actinopteri; Syngnathiformes; Syngnathidae. The record is from RefSeq and is a predicted model, not a curated record.
UCUAGUCCUCCGGAGCACUCGCCGCCUGAUCCUCAUCACGCCUCCAACGGGAUGUGGACGCACUAAAACCGCAUCCCUUCGAAAAUAUUUUGAGCAGUGCAAUUUAUUUUUAUUUUUUUUCACAUUUAAAUCCGCGAUGAAGGCUGUUCCUCCUGUCCGCUCCCCGGACUCCUCCUCGUCCUCCUGCAGGGAUCUCUCCCUCCAACAUUUCCCCAAGCAGGGCUUCCACGUCGCCCGGUCCAAGAUGGAGGAGGAGGACCGCUGCUGCCUGCAGUACGACAUGAACGACUGCUAGCGACUGAAGCGCCUGGUGCCCACCAUACCGCAGGAUAAGAAAGUCAGCAAAGUGGAGAUCCUCCAGCACGUCAUCGACUACAUCCUGGACCUGCAGCUGGCCCUGGAGACGCCGUCUCUGCACAAACAGGCGCCUCAGUGGACCGGAACCUGCGCUCCUCCGGCGUCCAACCCCGGCCGGACGCCGCUCACAGUCCUCAACACCGAGCGCCACCAGAGGACGUCGAUCGCCAAAAAGCCGGAGGACUCGAUUUUAUGCCGCUGAGACACUACAAGCACCGCAUUGGUGUGCGGGCUGCUCAGAGCCGCUCCAAAAGCCAGCAAAGCUUCGCCAGGGACUCACGGCCGACUGGAGGCACAAUCACGACCGAAUUUGGAAAACCACUGGAAGGAACUAAACUCGCAUAUAAUGAACAUUUUCUGUUCCGCAGAGCAUGGAAUUCGCAUAAGACCCUUCUAUCAACCCCAUAAUUGUCAUAUCAGUUUGGUUCUUUUGGUAAUGACAGUCUGGAGUCACCAUAUUGAAACAUUCUUGUUUGUGCUUAAAGAAAAAAAAAAAGUGAGUCCAGUUUAAAGCUUUACUAAAUUUGUACAUUUCUUGUGGACAUCUAUUGUUUAAAAUAGAUGACGUGUGUUGGGAUCUUUAAACUAUUUGAAGGACAAUUCAAUUCGAGUGUAUAUAAAGAGAAAUAAAUGAUCUAUGGGAUUAAAAAAAUAAGCUAAAUGAAUACAUAUAUGCUGGGAAUAGACUAUUGUAAUUAUUAAGAUAUUUUUAUUAAAAACAAUUUUGUGGUUUUGUACAUAUCGUGUUUCCACUUGGAAGUCUUUAAUGUGUUCUUUUGUCCUCACACACUAUGGUUUUUAAUAUGUAGCAUGUCGGGCUCAUGGAAGAGUUUGUCAAAUGUGCACUGAAGCAGGCCUCACUUUGUAGAUAAUUCAUUCGCUCACUUGUUGUUUUUUAUACUCGUUAACUAUAGCUUUGACCCUUUUGGGGCAAUAGGCUGCUUCAUGUUGUUGUUUAUUUACCAAGUAAAAACAGGCCUGAUUUCAUUAUGUUACGAAAAAAAAAAAAAUACAGAAUACGCAGCACUUCUUACAAUGUAAAACCUUAAAAAUGCACCUCUGGCAUCUUGACAGGUUUGUUGGCGAACAAAAAGCGAUUCCGGCCGGCGUAAAAGUUCAAUAACGAGCCUUUAUUUUUCAUGACAUUGAACACCGAAUUUACCUCACCACCCUCCUGCCGGAGUGAGAGGGCGCAUGUACAUGAGAGUCAGCUGCACUGUUCCAAGUCAUCUUCACUGGCUGGCGAGGAGAAAACUAUUAAAGUUUGCAGGAA